AUGGCGGCUGUCAUGGCGGCGGCGGCGGCGGACAUCACGGCGCUCUUCAGGGCCUCCGUGAAGACGGUGAAGACGCGCAACAAGGCGCUGGGCGUCCCUCCCGGAGGAGCCGAGCCGGCCGCCCUGUGGCCCAGGAGAGCCCCCGGGGGAAGGGGAGGCUUCUCCGCCCGGGCCCGCGAGGUGGUUAAUAACAUUGGGAAACUCAAAGACUUUCUUCUGCAGCACAGGAAAGAUUACAUUAAUGCUUAUAGCCAUCUCAUGUCUGAGUAUGUGCGAAUGUCCGACACUGACCGAGAUCAGAUUGACCAAGAUGCCCAAAUCUUCAUGAGAACGUGUGCGGAUGCAAUUCAGCAGCUCAGAGCAGAAGCACACAAGGACAUCCAUUCCCCACAAGUGAAGCAGCACCGAGAAACGGUCUUGGAUUUCAUUGCAGACUAUUUAAAAAGGGUGUGCAGGCUGUACUCGGAACAAAGAGCGAUACGGGUCAAGCGCGUGGUGGAUAAAAAGAGACUAUCCAGGCUGGAGCCGGAGCAAAGCCGUAAGUCAGCUCCAGCUGCUUCUGCCGGGAAAGCGCCUGAGAGGGAGGCGUCUUCUGAAGAGCCGGGAGAGAAACCCGCCAGGGAAGCCCACCGAGAGAGAAACCUAAUUGAUGAGCACUCUGACUUUGGACUUGGUCAAGACAGCAGAGGAGAAGACGAGCUUUCCCCUGAAGAAAUCCAAAUGUUUGAGCAGGAAAACCAGCGCCUUGUGGGUGAAAUGAACAGCCUGUUUGAUGAAGUGAGGCAGAUUGAAGGGAAAGUAGUUGAAAUAUCUAGACUUCAAGAAAUAUUUACAGAAAAAGUAUUACAACAGGAAGCUGAAAUUGACAACAUUCACCAGAUAGUUGUGGGUGCAACGGAGAACAUCAAGGAAGGCAACGAAGACAUAAGAGAGGCAAUCAAGAAUAAUGCUGGAUUCCGAGUGUGGAUCCUCUUCUUCCUGGUCAUGUGCUCCUUCUCCCUCCUGUUCCUGGACUGGUACGGAAGCUGAUCCUGGA
Protobothrops mucrosquamatus (brown spotted pit viper) is the source of this 1036-nucleotide messenger RNA. It is a transcript of the gene STX18, whose product is annotated as syntaxin 18. Gene Ontology annotation, biological process: retrograde vesicle-mediated transport, Golgi to endoplasmic reticulum; intracellular protein transport. NCBI's taxonomy places the organism in Eukaryota, Metazoa, Chordata, Lepidosauria, Squamata, Viperidae. The coding region runs from base 1 to 1029 and encodes 342 amino acids. The record is from RefSeq and is a predicted model, not a curated record. Gene Ontology annotation, cellular component: SNARE complex; membrane; endoplasmic reticulum. The transcript has 11 exons. Gene Ontology annotation, molecular function: SNAP receptor activity.